CUAAACUUCCUCUCUAGUCUCUCACUCUCUCUCUCUUCUUUCUCUCUCUUACUUCGCCGGAGACGGGAGCGAAAGAACUCGCCGCCGAUUACUCUCCCAGCAAUAUUCAGAACCAAAUUUCCAUGCUAUUUAAUCAAUUCAAGGUCUUUGAUUUCUAAUUCUCACUUAUUUUCUUUCUUAUUUUCUGCGGAAAUCAGGUACUCUGGAAAUUCUCUCUGAAAUAUUCAAGCUUCGAAGUUUCCAGUUGAAGCUGCGAUUAUCACUCUGAAGAUCGAAACUCUAUUCCAAGUUUUCAAAUUUCUGAAAAUUCCAUAGCAAUUUCCAGUCAAAAACUUUUUUUUGGCGCAAAGGUGUUACCUCAUUUCGUGGUAGUAAGAAAGAAAGAGGACGCUCUGAAGAGUCUUCAUCAAAGGCGGACUCGGAAAUCUAAUUAGCUUGAAACCUAAUUGAUUUCUUCAAAUUCAAGGUCCUUGAUUUCGAAUUCUCUCGUAUUUUCUCAAGGAAUCAAGCAAACUCUGCGAAACAAUUUCCAAGGUUCCAUCGGAAUUCUCUUCCAUUGCCUUUCAAUUGAGUGAACUUCGUGAAAUUCAGAGCAGUUUUCGGCCACAAAAACCUAAUUUUCCAGGCGAGCGAAAGGUUACCUUAUUUCGAAGAAAGAAACAGGAAGCUUCAUCAAUGGCGGAUUCUGACAACGACUCGGGAGGAGGAGGGAACAACAACCGCGGAGACGCGAACAGCGAGAUGUCGCUGAGGGAGCAGGACCGGCUGCUGCCCAUAGCGAACGUGAGCCGGAUCAUGAAGAAGGCGUUGCCGGCGAACGCGAAGAUCUCGAAGGACGCGAAGGAGACGGUGCAGGAGUGCGUAUCGGAGUUCAUAAGCUUCAUCACCGGCGAGGCCUCCGACAAGUGCCAGAGGGAGAAGAGGAAGACGAUCAACGGCGACGAUCUGCUCUGGGCGAUGACGACGCUAGGGUUCGAGGACUACGUCGAGCCUCUCAAGAUCUACUUGCAGAGGUUUCGCGAGACGGAGGGAGAGAAGGGAGGGGCCACCACGGUGGCGCGUGAAAAGGACGUGGCCGCUGGGAGCGUGGGGAAUGGUGGUGCUGGUGGAGUGGGGUUUGGGGAUGGAGGAGCAGGUGGUGGUGGGGUAUAUGGAAUGGUGAUGAUGGGGCAACAGCAUCAGGGACACGUGUACGGUUCUGGUGGGUUUCAUCAAUUGGGUGUGGGCAGUGGUGGUAGUGGGCUUGCUAAGAAUGGGCCUGGUCAUAUUAGCCCAGGUUCUAACUUGGGUAGGCCCAGAUAGUGGGUCAUAAUCUCUCUCUACUAACAGAAGUUAGAAGGCAAUUAUAUUAAAUUUUUAAGUUUCUAGUGACAGACUUUACCACUAUGUAAGAGUGUUUAUUUGUAUGGUAAAGAUUGCCCGUACCAAGUUAAGUGUUA
Molecule: messenger RNA, 1439 nt
Organism: Morus notabilis
Lineage: Eukaryota; Viridiplantae; Streptophyta; Magnoliopsida; Rosales; Moraceae
Product: nuclear transcription factor Y subunit B-3
Exons: 1
Coding region: 676-1302 (208 amino acids)
Biological process (GO): regulation of transcription by RNA polymerase II
Cellular component (GO): nucleus; CCAAT-binding factor complex
Molecular function (GO): DNA-binding transcription activator activity, RNA polymerase II-specific; RNA polymerase II cis-regulatory region sequence-specific DNA binding; protein heterodimerization activity
Source: RefSeq, a predicted model, not a curated record